AUGACGAUUGCACGAGCUUCUUCACUUGGAAUGGACUUAUUUAGUUAUAUAAGCCAUAUACGAGCAUGUGUAUUAGAAAAGUUUGGCAGUACUCAAAAUGAAGGGAAUGAUCAGGAUUCCACCCCUACCACUGGUAAUAAUAAAGAAUUGGAUAAUAGUUUUGCUUCCACUUCCGAACGAGACGAGAUUCGACGAGAACACGAGCAGUUGUCAAACGAUUUAGAAUCUGUACAAAGAAACUAUAAAAAAUUACGACAGGUCGUGGAUCAACUAGAAAGAGAAUAUGAAGAAUCUAAAGAAUUCGAUCCUGUUCGGCGAUACGAAAAGUUAAAGAAUAUGGUGAAAAGGACAAUUCUUCAUUUUAAAUUGGACCCAGAUCAACAAGGGUCGGCCAGCCAAUCACAAGGUAUUGUGGGAUUGAUGCAAGGCUGUAAACAAUAUGCUCAACAUCUAGAAAGUACCAAAAGGCGGGAAGAGCGUUGUUCAAGACUAUCAAGAGAAGAUAUUAUAAUAGCUAAUAGUAAAAUGGGUGAUCAAAUUAAAGAAUGUAAUAGGAAAUGUUCUAUUAUACGAGGAUUGGUAGAGAAUUUAGAAAGGGGAUACGAAUCCUCAAAACGUUAUGUGGUAUUACAAAGAUACAGGAUGCUGAAAACUAUGAUUAAAACUGUGAUACAUGAUAAAUGGAUAUGAUCAUACGAUCCAUAUCAUUAUAUUGUCAUAAAGCUUGCUUGUGUGAUUUUGCUUGAAAGUCGUGAAAAUGAGCUUUUAUUGUGCUAUAUUAUGACGUUACACAUAGUGUAUAGUAUUGAGUGCUAGGGUUAUUGAUUUUUUUUUCAGUUUGUUCAGCAUUAUUUUGUUGGCAGAUGCAUGCAUUCGAGAACAUGCAUUUAGUCAAAGUGCAGGAAAAAUUCAAUACAAGAUACAAACAUAAUGUGUAAUCACGUUUUGUGCUGCGCUCAAGAUUUCUCCGAUUUGUUUAUGUUUUACAUGCGUAAUUAAGAUCGUUAGAGAUUGCCUAAAAUUGUUAUAAUGACUCUAAUGACAGAAAUACGUAUGAUAAAUGUGCAU
Molecule: messenger RNA, 1068 nt
Organism: Lottia gigantea (owl limpet)
Lineage: Eukaryota; Metazoa; Mollusca; Gastropoda; Lottiidae
Exons: 3
Coding region: 1-690 (229 amino acids)
Source: RefSeq, a predicted model, not a curated record